AUUUGUGCUCCAGAUUAAUGUGGCAUCUCAUCUGACAGGCGGGGAAGGCAGUGAGGAAGGACACCAUCCUGGUGGGCCUGGUGAGAGGAAAUAAGGGCCAGGACCAGCUCAGGCCCCGGGUCCCCUCCUCCGCAGCUUCUCGGGCGGCCCUCUCAUUAUUUGCUGACUCCUCGCCUAGAGGAUAAUAGGAAGUACAAGCUGGAGUGAGUUGAACCUUCCUUGUCCUCCUAAGAAUUCAGAGCGCUACGUCAUUAGGGUUUUUAAAACAUUUUAUUUCUAGAAAGUUAAAAUCGCAAAUUCAGAAACAUGUAAAAUGAAAAGUAUUCCUUCCCCUAAGUUUCCUCACCAGUAAUAACUACUGUGUUAAUAUUUUAAGUAUCCUUCUAUACACAUCUUUCCAAAAAUGUACAAAUUAAGAUCAUAUUGUACUUUGCUUUUUUGACUUAUUAGUCUGUUUUGGACACCUUUCUGUACUCACACAUGAAAGUCUUCCUCAGUAAGGUGGCUGUAUCCUAAAUCAUGUAACAUCUUCUGUUUGUGGACUUGUAGGUGUUUUCCUGACGUUCGCUAUUACCAGCAGUGCUGGGGUAAGCAGCCUUAUAUUUGAGUAAGUUGAUGAUGAGGUAAAUCCUCAAGCAGUGGAAGUACUGGAGGGGACCGUAUACUCGCUUUAAAUUUUGAUAAGCUAGUGCUAAAUUUAAAGUGCUUCAUCUUUUUAGCUCUUUCUCCAAAACAGUCCUGUAGACUGGAUUGCUUUAAUUAACCUAAAAUCGCCCACAAAUUUGUGACCCAGAAAGCAAUAAAAAUAUAUAUAUUUUAAAAUUGUAGAUAUUCAGAAUGCCCGUAGAUAUAUAAAAUGGCAAGUGAGCCUCUCCCUCCACUCCUCUGAGCUCCUUCCCUUGUCCCCAAACUGCAUUAUGUUCCACUUUAUGAAUAUGCCAUUUAUUUAAACAGUUCCCUCUCAGGUACACUUUCAUUGUUUCUAGAAUUUUGCUGUCGUAGUAAGCACUGCAGUGAACUCCUUUGUAGAUGCCAUCUCACAAAAGCUUAAGAGUCUCCAAAGGCAUGGACAAGGAUAGCCCAGACAUCCACCAUGACCUGAACUCCCUCAAAACCAAGUUCCAGGAGAUGCGGAAGGUCAUCAGCACCAUGCCUGGCAUCCACCUGAGCCCUGAACAGCAGCAGCAACAGCUGCACAGCCUCCGGGAGCAAGUCAGGACCAAGAAUGAACUUCUGCAAAAGUACAAGAGCCUCUGUAUGUUUGAGAUCCCCAAGGAGUAGAUGAGGCCAGCUUUUAGGAUUGCCCGAGAAGGAACGGAAGAGCAAAUGGCCUAUUGCUGCCACUCUCACCCCCCGUGUGGUUCUUUGUGAAGUGUGGUUCUUUCGAACCCCAGCUCUGAACUUUAUAGCUGACAAGGGGAAGGGGCUAUUGUACUAAUUUCUUGGCUGAAUUAGCAUUGACUCUGGGAGGAGCCAGCCAGGAACUUAGAUUUGUUGGGGCUUCCUUAUAUAUCUCCAUAUGCCUAGAUGCAUAAUAACAGGAGUGCCAGCUAGUAGAAAUAAGAGUGUUCCUGCAGGCUGCAAAAGGGAUGGAGGCCUCUACCUCUACCUCUGGGAGUGGCUAUCUGCUGUGUGUUUGGGCUGCACUGGCAUAGCUGAAGAGCAAAGUAGGAAGAGAGGCAUCUCCUCUUUGCUUCCUGCCUCCCUCUCUUCUCACCCCCUGGAUAUUAUCAGUGUGUACCAGAUACAUAUUGUUCUGUUAACCACAGUGCCAUGAAACCUUUGCAUAGAGUUCACUGGACAGAUGAGGCCUGUACUCAUAUGACAUGGAUUUAACUUGGUAAAGGAAGGCUGUGAGAACAUUGUUUUGAAAGACUACAGGGUG
Molecule: messenger RNA, 1885 nt
Organism: Miniopterus natalensis
Lineage: Eukaryota; Metazoa; Chordata; Mammalia; Chiroptera; Miniopteridae
Source: RefSeq, a predicted model, not a curated record